UCAUCAACACAGGCUGAACAUCGCUGCCUAAGAUACAUGCCAGAGAUAGUGUUGGCAGAAAAUAUACUGAAAGUAGGUCGGUUUGAAUUGUCGAGGUCACCAAGGGUCAAGCUCUUCUCUGAUAGAUACAAGCCGGUAGACUUGAAAGUUACAAUGAAGGCCUAUGUUGAUCAGUUUAUGGCGGUAUUUCUUGGCACGUACAAGGAAGAAGAAAAUACACAGUUCAUUGCACAUGUACAGGAUUAUUUUAAAAAAAGGAACUGGAAUGUGGUACUGGAAUUGACGAAGAAGCCCUUGAUAGCUGCCCUUAACAAACCCCAGUGCAAGCUGCGUUCUGAUUGGCUGAAAAUCCAAGAGAGGUUUGACCAAUUGGCGAUCUUGAUCCAAAAGGUCGACAACGCCCCCGCCUUCUCAUUUGUGCAGGGAACUUUGGUGGAGGCCAUCUUGAAAGGCGAGUGGGUGUUGUUAGAUGAGAUAAACCUGGCGACACACGAGACAUUGGAGUGCCUGGGUGGGCUGCUAGACAGCAAGUCUGGAUCAGUUGUCCUCACCGACCGCGGGGACAUAGAACCGAUAGUACGGCAUGCGGAUUUUCGUAUCUUUGCCUGCAUGAAUCCUGCUGUUGAUGUGGGUAAGAAGGAACUUUCUGUUGGCAUCCGGAACAGGUGGUUCACGGAAUUCUACGUGGAUGAACUCACCAGUCCUCGCGAUCUCACCAUCCUGGUGAAUGAAUACCUACAGGGCUCCGUCAGUCUAUCCGUAAUGGAAGGGAUAGUGAAGUUUUACGGGGAGAUAAGGAGGAGGGCGAGAGUGCAGCUGACUGAUGGUGUCGGCAAUAAGCCAUAUUUUAGCAUGAGAACCCUGUGCCGGGCUCUCAGGUUGGCGGGAAAAAUUGACUUUGGCGGGAAAAUGAAAUCUAUCUAUGAGGUGAUUGGUCCAUUUUUUUUAAGGAACGAACGAAUGGAAGAAUGA
This is a messenger RNA of Helobdella robusta, 972 nucleotides long. RefSeq lists its product as hypothetical. Gene Ontology annotation, biological process: ribosomal large subunit assembly; rRNA processing. NCBI's taxonomy places the organism in Eukaryota, Metazoa, Annelida, Clitellata, Rhynchobdellida, Glossiphoniidae. Gene Ontology annotation, cellular component: preribosome, large subunit precursor. Gene Ontology annotation, molecular function: ATP binding; ATP hydrolysis activity. The transcript has 8 exons. The record is from RefSeq and is a predicted model, not a curated record. The annotation marks the transcript as partial.